AUGUUUGGGCUGAUAACAUCAGAAUCAGCAGGCCCACAUGGUAAGGUGAAAGCGUGGGGAGAGAAAGUCUUGCAUAAUAUGCAAAAAAUGCGGGGUCACCAUAGGAGAGCAGAAGUUUCAAACAAAGGAAUACGAUUUCACCGGGGUGCACUUCAACCACAAGGAAAACACGGUUUCUUUAAGCCAAAAUACGUUAAGAAGGUUGAGAGGGACACCGUCGCUGGAAAAGAUGACGGUGGAAGAAUUGGAAAGUACGGUUUCACGCAUGAUGUGUGCGGGGGGCGUAAGGAGCGAAUCUCUUUUCCCCUAUUACUUCUUCUUAAAGAUAGUACGUCGACGCUUAUCAAGUUUAAAUCGAGAUUUAUUACGACCCCAAAACCGGGUAAAUUUACCACCCAGCGCGAAGGUCAUUGGGGAUAA
Trypanosoma theileri is the source of this 420-nucleotide messenger RNA. RefSeq lists its product as uncharacterized. The record is from RefSeq and is a predicted model, not a curated record. NCBI's taxonomy places the organism in Eukaryota, Euglenozoa, Kinetoplastea, Trypanosomatida, Trypanosomatidae. The transcript has a single exon. Bases 1 to 420 code for a protein of 139 amino acids.